Vombatus ursinus (common wombat) is the source of this 1158-nucleotide messenger RNA. It is a transcript of the gene NR2E1, whose product is annotated as nuclear receptor subfamily 2 group E member 1. The coding region runs from base 1 to 1158 and encodes 385 amino acids. Lineage: Eukaryota; Metazoa; Chordata; Mammalia; Diprotodontia; Vombatidae. Gene Ontology annotation, molecular function: RNA polymerase II cis-regulatory region sequence-specific DNA binding; nuclear receptor activity; zinc ion binding. The transcript is spliced from 9 exons. Gene Ontology annotation, biological process: negative regulation of transcription by RNA polymerase II; anatomical structure development; cell differentiation. The record is from RefSeq and is a predicted model, not a curated record.
AUGAGCAAACCGGCGGGAUCAACAAGUCGUAUUUUAGACAUCCCCUGUAAAGUGUGUGGGGACCGCAGCUCUGGAAAGCACUACGGAGUAUAUGCCUGUGAUGGAUGCUCGGGGUUUUUCAAACGGAGUAUCAGAAGGAAUAGGACAUACGUCUGCAAAUCUGGAAACCAGGGAGGCUGCCCAGUGGAUAAGACGCACAGAAACCAAUGCAGGGCUUGUCGCUUGAAGAAGUGUUUGGAAGUCAACAUGAACAAAGAUGCUGUGCAACAUGAGAGAGGGCCCAGGACGUCUACUAUCCGAAAGCAGGUCGCCCUGUAUUUCCGCGGCCACAAGGAGGAGAACGGUGCAGCCCCUCACUUCCCUUCCGCAGCCCUGCCUGCCCCGGCUUUCUUCACUGCAGUCACGCAAUUGGAGCAACAUAACCUGGAGCUGGCGGCUGUGUCCGGCACCCCGGAGAGGCAAACAUUGGUGGGGCUGGCCCAGCCCACGCCCAAGUAUCCCCAUGAAGUUAAUGGAGCCCCCAUGUAUCUCUAUGAAGUGGCCACUGAAUCUGUAUGUGAAUCAGCAGCCAGACUCCUUUUCAUGAGCAUCAAAUGGGCCAAGAGUGUUCCCGCCUUCUCCACUCUGUCCUUGCAAGAUCAGCUGAUGCUUUUGGAAGAUGCUUGGAGAGAACUGUUUGUUCUAGGAAUAGCACAAUGGGCCAUUCCAGUUGAUGCUAACACUCUACUGGCUGUAUCUGGCAUGAAUGGUGAAAAUACAGAUUCCCAGAAGCUGAGUAAGAUCAUCUCUGAAAUCCAGGCUUUGCAGGAGGUAGUGGCCAGAUUCAGACAGCUUCGGCUGGACGCAACUGAAUUUGCCUGUCUCAAAUGCAUUGUCACUUUCAAAGCUGUACCUACACACAGUGGUUCUGAACUAAGAAGUUUCCGGAAUGCCGCGGCCAUUGCAGCACUUCAAGAUGAAGCUCAGCUAACACUUAACAGUUAUAUCCACACCAGGUAUCCCACUCAACCUUGUCGAUUUGGGAAACUCCUGUUGCUUCUGCCAGCCUUACGCUCCAUUAGCCCAUCUACAAUAGAAGAAGUGUUUUUCAAAAAAACCAUUGGCAAUGUGCCAAUUACAAGACUGCUUUCAGAUAUGUACAAAUCCAGUGAUAUCUAA